AUCAGUAUGAUUGUUCAGUCCUGUAAGUGAAUACGUUGCAGAUCAGACAGACAGGAAAAAGAGCAAAAGAGAAUACUGAAAGGGAAAGAGAAAUCUACAGCAGCAAAGAUAAACAGGGGAGAUGAAGAUAAAGAGCGGCAUAAGGAGAAUGGGUAGCAGAGAAGGACAGGGUGAAAGUCUAGAGUUAUGACUGAGCUAUAAACACAAUCACAUGUUACUUGCAUAUAGAUAUAUGGAGGAACCAGUCUAAUGAGGCCCGCAUGGAUUCACUGCUCUCAGAACACACAAAUACUCUACCUUAUCUUCUGUCUCUGCCAUUACACUCAGGCCAUCAGCAUCCAGGUGUCGAGGAGCCCCAUCACAGCACCGGUUCAGGGAAGUGCUCUUUUCUCUGUGGACAUCACAUGCACCGGGACUCCAGAAAUCAGAUGGAUGUUCAGUUCUGUGAGCAGACAGCAAAGCAUUGCAGCUUGGAUGCUCGGUUGCACUGCAAACGUGACGGAAAUGUACGAGGGACGAGUGCAGACUCACCCCAACGGCUCUCUAACCAUAACAGACCUACGUCUACAAGACUCUGGCUAUUACACCAUCACUGUGACUGAACCGUCUGGAAGCAGCAAGGACGUGUGUAUGGUGUUGACUGUAACUGAGGUGCUGUAUGAGGACAUCCAGUACUUUAUCGUGUUCAUCAUUGUGUUGGGGACGCUGGCUGCUUUUCUGAUGCUGUGCAUGUGGCUCUUGAAUAAACUACACAACACCAUAAAGACCUGCAGACAACAGAGACGCUUGCCAGAGCACAGUGAGACUGAACUACAGCCACUGGGACAGAGACGAACAGAUCCCAGAUGAGUGAUGACCUUCACAUCUGCCACAAGCGUUCAUUUCCCUUCACAGUCUCAGACGAGUGUAGAUCAACAUGUUCAAUCACACAGACAUCAACACUGAACUCUGAACAUCGCUGCAGACCACAGCAGGACAAUCACAUACUUGUACCUGUGUUAUUAUACAUAGAAAUGGUCAUAGGAUAUCCUCCAGAUGGUGGGACAUUAUGAAUGUUCAUUUGUGUGUUCAUUUUAAUGGAUGAAUGUUUUAAAAAAUCAUUGGAUAUUGCGGGGGAAAGUUUCCAUAUGUGGUUCAGGUAACAAUUCCUGUUUAGUUUACAAAUGUCUCUUAUGAAACAAAAUGAUUUAAAUAUGGCUCAGUGUCAUGAUUGCUAAAUGGGUAACAUCUAACAAAUAUUUAGAUAGAAAUGCAUAUUUAAUAAUUGCUUUUCCCCCCAGAUUAUUUUUGGAAAAGACGUGUCUGAUCUUUUUGGUUGUAAAGGUUCAAAAUAAAUAUAUUGGCAUAAUGA
Molecule: messenger RNA, 1351 nt
Organism: Carassius auratus (goldfish)
Lineage: Eukaryota; Metazoa; Chordata; Actinopteri; Cypriniformes; Cyprinidae
Gene: vstm5
Product: V-set and transmembrane domain containing 5
Exons: 4
Coding region: 250-849 (199 amino acids)
Biological process (GO): positive regulation of excitatory synapse assembly; filopodium assembly
Cellular component (GO): axon; dendrite; plasma membrane
Source: RefSeq, a predicted model, not a curated record